GAAGGGGCGGGGCCGCGCAGGGGCAGGGCCGAGGCCGCCUCUGCGGCGGUCUCUUCUAGCUUCAGAGAGACGCGGAGCAGCCCAGGGCCGCAGCCAUGGCUGGGGAGCAGGGAACUCCUAUGUCCGAUGAGCCACCUUCUCCACCCGCUAAAAUCGGUUCCGGCGUGGAGGAGGGAGCUGCCGCCUAUCCGGCAGGCGAUGGCUACGACCCCAAGUGCGUGUUCUGUCGGAUCGCUCGGCAGGAGGAGCCCGGCACCCAACUGCUUCCCUGCGAGCCUGAAGACCUGGUUUGCUUUCAAGACAUCAGACCUGGGGCUCCACACCAUUAUCUUGUGGUGCCAAAGAAGCAUAUUGGAAAUUGCAAAACCCUAAAGAAAGAAGAUUUACCCUUAGUGGAGAAAAUGAUUACUGUUGGAAAAACCGUUCUUCAGCAGAAAAAUGUCACUGACCUGAGUGAUGUGAGAAUGGGUUUUCAUUGGCCUCCAUUCUGUUCCAUAGCUCACUUGCACCUUCAUGUCCUGGCACCAGCCAGUCAGCUAGGUUUUUUAUCCAGAUUGGUUUAUAGACUCAACUCAUACUGGUUCAUCACAGCUGAUCAACUGAUUGCAAGACUACAGGCUAGAAGUGCUACCAGUUGAAGAGUUGUCUUGAUCUUGGCUCACAGUAAAUUUAAAACUUCGGUGCUUAGGAAUUGUAAAGCUUGAUGUGUUUAGGAACAGGCCAUCCGGAGCAGUAUAGAAUCUUCUGCUAUGAAAAGAUAUAAGAGCCUAGGUUUGAAUCUUAAUGAGUCAUGUGAUCACAGUUCACAUAAACACUUACUUAACCUUGGGAAUGAUUUAAUGGAGAAUGUCUACUACAUAAAACAUUACAGGUAAAAUCACAUUAAAACUUAAAGAAGGCUUCUGUAUACAUACACAAUAAGUUAUUUUUCAUUUCUGAAUAGAUAACUUCUAACUAAUGUCCAUUUUUACACCCACUUUUAUUAUUUAUUAGGUACUUGUAAGUUACUUUUUGUAAUAAUAGUGCCUGGUUAUGUGCUGUUUGACAGGAUAGGAAAGGAAAGUAGAUGUAAACCAAGUUUUUAUUCCCAGUUCUGUUUUCUAAUUCAGUAAUAGCUAUUUCCUAACCCCUUUAACUUUCAUUCCACUUAAAUAUUAUUUUCAUAUACAGACAGAAUAUCGCCUAAGGAUUCCAGUAACUUGAAUUAGAAAGGGUUGUUUUGUGUGUAACACCAUUUAUCUUUCUAGUGGAUCAGAGUGCUUCCCACUUUUUAAACUUCAGUUUUUCUCCAGAUAGUUCAUCUUCAGCUUCUUAAGGCUGUUACCAUGAUUUCUAGCAAUGUACUCAUUAAUUUUUUUAAAUUAGAUAUUACAAUGCUCAUUAUAAUAUUCAUUAUAAUGGAUGAGAUUUUAUGUAUAAUGAUAUGGAUUAGGGAACAAAUCCUUAUAUAAAUUGAUGAUAUGAAUAUAUUUAAGUUGGUGAACUGUUUUUAAUGACAAUUUUUUCUUCUACUUGAGGGAAGUUGAAUCAAAAAUGAAUAAAUUUCUUCUUUCUGUGCUGCUGUUUCCAACUGCCCUAUCAUCUCCCCCUCUCUCAAUAUGCUUAGGAUUUAUAGAAAUAGUAAAGUAAAACAUGGGAUCUUGUUUGAUGCCUUUAAAAUUAAUGAGAACCAAAGUGGUGUAAUGGAUGGAGGACUGGCCUUAGAAAUAUACCUGCCUAUUAAUUUAUGUUAGUUGCAUGACUAUGGGCAAAUCACUUACAUUCCCCCUUGAGAAGUUCCCUGUACAACUCUCUAAGAUAAAAUUUAAAGAUAUGUUUCCUGGUUGCAUUGGUAGACUUUCCAUCUUAGCAGUUCCCUAUAUCGAUGAAAUCAUAGGUCUGGCAAAAAAAAAAAAAAAAAAUCCUAUUCUUGGUAGUUUAUUUCAUUGGGUACAUUGCUGGAAAAAAGGAAGUGCCAUUGUCUUGGUUCAAGUCAAUUUUAGCACAAAUCUUUCUAGUUUACAUUCAAAAUGGUGAGUAAGAGUGAAUAGUAGUGUAUUGUUUCCAAAGAAUUAUAAUACUAUAUGAUGAAUAUAAAUGCAUAUGCAAGAAUUAGGGCCUGUGUUGAAAUGGGAUGGUAUUUAGUCUUCUCUAGAUGUUUGUCUACUUGUUACUAAAGAAGCAUUACUUUUAAUUAAUGAAAUAUUUAUAAUUUGAUAUUUUCUGAAGAUAACUUAGUGAAGGAUGUAAUUCAUUUUAAGUCAUAUUUUCCAUUAUUUUUGUUAGUUCAAGGAUGAAAUGAGCUUUAGUUACUGGACUUUGAAGACUUGGGAAUAGACUCAUGGAUUGUAUACUAUAGAUUUAGAGAAUGUUUGAAUUUGAAGAAAUUUUAGAUAUCAUCUGAUUUAACCUCCUCUUUGGAAAUUGAGGUUCAGAACAGUUAAUUGACCUGUCAGUGUCACAUAGCAAGAUGUGUAAUGGCAGAAGAAGAACUAGAACUGGGUCUUCCAAGUUCUUCAUUAAUCCAUUAGCUUGAACUAAAAGUAGCAAAUGUUUUGACCUGGCUUUCUGGAGAGAGCUCAUAGUAAACCUUUCUUUUUCUUGGAUACACUGUCAGUGUCUUUCUCUUACUAAAUUACCUGACAAGAGAAGAGCUUUGUACUUGUGGUUCAUCUUUUUGGCACUUUGCCAGGUUCUUUAACUUAGUGGUUUAAUGGAUUCCAAUGAUCUUAACUAGAUAUACAUGUUUAACAGAUAAUGAUGAAGUGCUGUUACACAGUUUUAUAGAUUUUUCCAAGUAGUCUAAACUUCUAAAUAGUCCAUUGAUGUGUGCACAAUAACUUUCAGAUAACAUUUUUUUUCUCCUCCCAAAUGGAAACCACAAGGAAAAUGAGGAAAAACAUUUUUAUUAGAAACCCAUUAUGAUAUUUGCUGCCAGAAGCUAAUGUUUUUUGGUUUACUAAACUUUUCACUUGGCCUUUUCAGUAAAGUAGAUUCAGUAAAGAAGCUAUCUUCAAGAUUUGGCAAGCAAAAUAAUAAUAAUUUGUAAGCUUUUGUAAAAAUGUUGUGAUAGUAUUGAAGACAUUAUUUAUGAAGAUUGUGGUACUUUGUAACUACUGAAUUGUAAGAUAUGUUAGAUUAUUAGUAAUGAGCCACAUAAAAUAAUGUGAGAAGAAACGUAAGUAAAAAUUAAAAACACUUUAUGUUGUCA
Molecule: messenger RNA, 3190 nt
Organism: Antechinus flavipes (yellow-footed antechinus)
Lineage: Eukaryota; Metazoa; Chordata; Mammalia; Dasyuromorphia; Dasyuridae
Gene: HINT3
Product: histidine triad nucleotide binding protein 3
Exons: 5
Coding region: 96-638 (180 amino acids)
Molecular function (GO): catalytic activity
Source: RefSeq, a predicted model, not a curated record